AUGGCCUUGCAUGUGUCCCGGGAGGCUUUUGGAGCUGGGCAGCACGCAGAACCUGGAAGACAGUUCUUGGAGGGUCCCCUGGGUGGCCCCCAGCCCCGUGCUGCCACCGCCACUCUUCCGGAGAGGAAACGGGAUUUAGGGAGCGCCUUCGAAGCCUCUGUUGGUACAGGCUGUCCUUCCAGCUGGCCGGGGGUGCUCUCUGGGGAAUGCACCGCUGGCGGGAGCGGGAAGGCAGAGCCAGGGGUCCCCUCGCCUGGGGCCGGGGGUCAGGCCUGCCGGGGCAGGAGGAGAGCGCAGGGCCGGCGGGCUGCGGCCGGGUGGGUUCGCAGGCCAGGGCACAAGUCUCGGGAGAGACGGAGCGCGGCCAGGAGGCGUCCGGCCGAGCCCACCCAGACGAGGCCCGGCGGGGGCCUCCGCGGGCCGGACUCCGGGCACCGCGCCGCCGCCGGCUCGCCCCAGACAUUCCGUUUCUGCCGCCGGAAUGCUCGGACAGGCUCCGGCUGGCCCCGGGCGCCGAGCCCGGCGGCUCCUCCCGUGCUCCGGCGGUGGGCGGGGCCGCGGGGCGGGGCCGCGGGGUGGGCGGAGUGCGGGGCGGCGGGACCUUUAAAUUGGCCUCCUCGGCGCGGGGCUCAGGCGCUUGCCUGCUGGAGCGAGGCAACCUUCGAGGACAACACCUGCAGGAGUGCGGAGCCCGCCAUGCCGCGCCACCUCUCGGGACUGCUCCUGCUGCUGUGGCCGCUGCUGCUGCUGCUGCCGCCGCCGACCCCCGCCGCCCCCGGCCCCUUGGCCCGCCCGGGCUUGCGGAGGCUGGGGGCGCGGGGCCCAGGGGGCAGCCCCGGGCGCCGCCCUGCUGCGGCCGCCCCCACCGGCGCGCCCUAUUCCGGGGUCCGCCAGCGCGGCGGGGCCCGCGGCGCAGGUGUUUGCAAGAGCAGGCCCUUGGAUUUGGUGUUUAUCAUCGAUAGUUCUCGCAGUGUGCGGCCCCUGGAGUUCACCAAGGUGAAAACCUUUGUCUCCCAGAUAAUUGACACUCUGGACAUUGGGGCGGCGGACACACGGGUGGCAGUGGUGAACUAUGCCAGCACUGUGAAGAUUGAGUUCCACCUCCAGACCCACUCAGAUAAGCAGUCCUUGAAACGGGCCGUGGCCCGGAUCACCCCCUUGUCAACAGGCACCAUGUCAGGCCUGGCUAUCCAGACAGCGAUGGAUGAGGCCUUCACAGUGGAGGCAGGUGCUCGGGGGCCCACUUCCAACAUCCCUAAGGUGGCCAUCAUCGUGACAGACGGGAGGCCCCAGGACCAGGUGAAUGACGUGGCGGCUCGGGCCCGGGCAUCUGGUAUUGAGCUCUAUGCCGUGGGUGUGGACCGGGCGGACUUGGAGUCCCUCAAGAUGAUUGCCAGUGAGCCCCUAGAUGAGCACGUUUUCUACGUGGAGACCUACGGGGUCAUUGAGAAACUUUCCUCUAGAUUCCAGGAGACCUUUUGCGCUGCAGACCCGUGUGCCCUUGGCACACACCAGUGCCAGCACGUGUGUAUCAGUGACGGGGAAGGCAAGCACCACUGUGAGUGUAGCCAAGGAUACUCCUUGAACGCUGAUAUGAAGACAUGUUCAGCUAUCGAUAAGUGUGCUCUGAACACUCAUGGAUGUGAACACAUCUGUGUGAACGACAGAACUGGUUCUUACCAUUGUGAGUGCUAUGAAGGUUAUACCCUGAACGAAGACAAGAAGACAUGUUCAGCUCAAGACCAAUGUGCCUUUGGUACACAUGGCUGUCAGCACAUUUGUGUGAAUGACAGAGAUGGGUCCCAUCACUGUGAAUGCUACGAGGGUUAUACUCUGAAUGCAGAUAAUAAAACGUGUUCAGUUCGCAGCAAGUGUGCUCUGGGCUCGCAUGGUUGCCAGCACCUUUGUGUGGACGACGGGGCCACGGCCUAUCACUGUGAUUGUUACGCGGGCUACACCCUGAACGAAGACAAGAAGACGUGUUCAGCCAUUGAAGAAGCACGAAGACUCAUCUCCACAGAAGAUGCUUGUGGAUGUGAAGCCACACUGGCAUUCCAGGAUAGGGUCAACUCAUAUCUGCAGAGACUGAGCGCCAAACUUGAUGACAUUUUGGGGAAGUUGCAAGCAGAUGAAUAUGGACAAAUACAUCGUUGAGUUACUCAGAUUUUUCACCUGGAAAUACGGAGGGCUUGGUGUAUUUAAUAUUUUUGCAUACUUCAAUGUUCCUGCUAAUAAUUUGCCAUUGCAAAUGCUUGAAUAUUACUGGAUAAGUAGUAUGAGGAUCUUCUGGAGAAUCAGUAUUGUUUUUUUAAGGAAAUAAUUACGUUCACAUCUUUAAGAGCAAACUUUAGUGUCUCUAAGCUACGACUGUGAAAUGAUUCGUAGGAAAUAGAAUGAAAAG
Molecule: messenger RNA, 2401 nt
Organism: Odobenus rosmarus divergens (Pacific walrus)
Lineage: Eukaryota; Metazoa; Chordata; Mammalia; Carnivora; Odobenidae
Gene: MATN3
Product: matrilin 3
Exons: 10
Coding region: 1-2154 (717 amino acids)
Molecular function (GO): calcium ion binding
Source: RefSeq, a predicted model, not a curated record